This is a messenger RNA of Camelina sativa (false flax), 769 nucleotides long. RefSeq lists its product as uncharacterized. Gene Ontology annotation, molecular function: ubiquitin-protein transferase activity; ubiquitin conjugating enzyme binding. Lineage: Eukaryota; Viridiplantae; Streptophyta; Magnoliopsida; Brassicales; Brassicaceae. The record is from RefSeq and is a predicted model, not a curated record. Gene Ontology annotation, biological process: negative regulation of organ growth; protein ubiquitination.
GUUUCUUCUUCUCCAAUGGAUAACCAAGAAGAGGAGUCCAAGCAUCCUCCAAACAAACUUCCCGAUUUAACCCUCUUCGAGCGAGCAAAUUCUGAAGUUGCUCUUGCUGCCUCCCAAGCUAAUUCCCAUUUUGCCCCUGCUAUGCAUGAUUCGGUCUCUUCAAUGCUUUCGAUGAUGGAAAGUGAAGAAGAAUCCGAAGAUGAAGAUGAAGAAGCAGAGACCAAUGAGAAUUACUACGAGUAUUUCGACAGCAAUGGAUAUGGAGAAGAUGAAGACGAAAUCAAUGAGUUUCUUGAAGAUCAAGAAAGUAGCAACUUCAACCCUGAGGAGGAUGAUUUAUUGGAGGAAGAAGAUGAGAUUGAUCCCGACCAGUUGUCUUACGAGGAACUGAUUGCACUUGGUGAUUUCAUCGGAGUCGAAAAACGUGGGCUGACUCCUACCGAAAUCUCCACAUGUUUGAACGCAUCGACAUAUGUAUUUUCAAAUAACAAAAACGAGAUUGAUCGUUGUGUGGUUUGCCAAAUGGAGUUUGAAGAAAGGGAAUCUUUGGUCGUUCUCCGACCUUGUGACCAUCCAUACCACUCUGAUUGUAUAACCAAAUGGCUUGAGACGAAGAAGAUUUGUCCCAUUUGUUGCUCUGAACCAUCUGUCAGCUGAAAUGUCGAAAGAAAUAAAAUUAUCGAUUUUUAAUGUUUUUAAACGAAAAUUAAAACCCUAGGAUAAAUGUCUAUACUGUACUAAAACUAUAAAUUAAUAUUCUUUAAACUAA